UGUGUAGAGUGGUGUGUUUGUAUUUUCUGCUUAAAUCACGGUGCCGCAAUGGAUGCACCGUUAAGAGAACAAGUGAUGAUCAAUCAAUUCGUGUUGGCGGCAGGAUGUGCCAGAGAUCAGGCCAAGCAGAUUCUGCAAUCGGCUCAUUGGCAAUUCGAGACUGCCUUGAGUAUAUUUUUCCAAGAUGCUGCACUUCCAACAUGUCCACCAGGAGCUAAUGCACAUUUCGGACAGGUAAUGACGCCAUGUAACACACCUGCAACCCCACCAAACUUUCCGGACACUCUGUUGGCGUUCUCGAAGAUGUCGGCCGGUAACGGAAACAGCCCGUCCACCAACAACAACGGCGGCCAGGCACGUCAAUCGCCCCAACCAACCCAGCAACGAUAAGAAGCAGACGCAGUUUUGCGUAGCUCCGAUUUAAAAAUUAAUGCUCAGUGGGACUUUACAAAAUAUCUGACGAACGUUUGUUAGUGAAAUUUGUUGAAAUUUGACUUAUGUUGAAAUGUAACUAAUUUUUUAUAUAGGGAUGAUGAAUUAGGAUGUACACAUAUACAUGGUGUGAUUUGACUUAAUCAUAAGCUGAUUCUGGGGAAAUGAUUUUUAAGAUCUAUGAUUUUGUUUUACUACUAGUUUCUAAACUAGAAGAGUUCACCUUAUUAUUUAUAUUGUAAAUUAAAACUAUACUGUAAGUUAAACAACAUCAAGCAGAAAUUCCAGCUCAGGACAAGUGUUAGAACUAUGAAUAAAAUCGACUAAUAAUAUAAGUCUUUAUAAAAUUGACAGCCAACUUAUAAUGGCAUAUUAGUUUUAGCAUGUUUCUGAAUGUAAAAGUAGUUUUUAUUUACCUCUAAAUUAUGUUAACAUUAAUUAUUGUUAGACUUUUGUUAUUCCAACAAGUUAAGAGAGAAAAUCUAUUCAAGAUGCCUUUAAAUAAAUCUAUGUACUAUGGAAAGAUGUUUCAUCAGUAAAAUACAACGUAUUAGAUGUAAGGUUCCUUAAGUGAUUUUCUGCAUAUGUGUCUCCUUGUAGUUUUUAUGUACAUAAAUAUUAAAUACAAAUGUAUAUUUUCAUAAUUAAACGAUCAUGACAUCUGGCCUAGCCGAAGUAUUAUGUACAUGAAUGACUUUACAAUAAAAGUACUUUCUGAUAAUUUAAAUAAUCGAUUUUACCAAAGAUCAAUAAACGUUCGAAAAUUCAUGAAAAUAUUAAAAUGGAGUUUUUCAAUGAUGUGUAUUUAUACUCCCAAUAUAUCUACAUAUAUUGACCAAGAUAUUAUUAAAAAGGCUACAUAUGUUAUGUUCUUGUCUGAUAACUUUCACAAACUGUUGUGUAUACACAGACUAACACAUCAUUUUUAUAAAUCAAUAAUCACGUCUUACCGAAUUCUAAGAGUUAAUGUGCACUACUAGUUUAACAAUUAAGAAGACUCUGUAAGAUGUUAUUAUUUAGUAGAUUAGUUAUGCAACUAACAUAAACUUCAACUAUUUUAUUGCCAUAACAAGUUAUGUUUUUGUUGAGGUGUAUGUGUAGUUAACUAUAGGAGAUAGAUAACAAUCAGCCGUGUACUGCUAAACUGUCGCAUUAACCAAGCAAAUUGUUAGUAAAUCAUUAUCUUUAAAGUUCAAAUUUAAACGACUCGUUAAAAAAGGAGAGAAAUUCUCACGUAGAGGUGUAUAACGAUUUUUAUGACAAUUUGCUGAGUGAAUAACGCUGAAUAUAAGUAUUUAUUUAGCCAUUUAAUAAAAUACAAACCUUGCUAUCAGAAUAUUAUUAAUACUUUGAUAAAGUGAUGAAUAUAUUAUAAGUGUUCAUAUUAAAUUAUGUGGCUAUAUAGAUAUUUAUACCAUGACAGUAUGUGUAAAUUAAAUAUCUGUCAGGAGCAUCAUAAAAUGAGAGGCAGAAAUAAUUUUAGGUGCUUAUGUUAAUUUCAAUUUUAUAUGUAAUAUUUUCUUUGUAUAUAUUAGUGUUAAGUUAAAUACAUAAAGCUGUGGCUCUACACAAUCUUCCUAUUUCAAACAAAUAAAUAAAUUAUAAAAUGUA
This is a messenger RNA of Aethina tumida (small hive beetle), 2043 nucleotides long. RefSeq names its product UBA-like domain-containing protein 2. Lineage: Eukaryota; Metazoa; Arthropoda; Insecta; Coleoptera; Nitidulidae. The coding region runs from base 49 to 390 and encodes 113 amino acids. Gene Ontology annotation, cellular component: nucleus. Gene Ontology annotation, biological process: mRNA transport. The record is from RefSeq and is a predicted model, not a curated record. The transcript is spliced from 3 exons. Gene Ontology annotation, molecular function: protein binding.